AUGAACGACAGUCCCUCCUACAACCGGACUUGUCUUUUCGAAUUUGUAUAAUUAUUAAAUCACAUACUAGUAGUAAUACAAUAUUCAACUAUUUAUACAUCCAAAAUUCCGUCAUUUAUCAACAAAUAAACAAUUCCUACAUCUAUAGCUACAUACACACACAAAUCGCCGGCGACAAAUACAAAGUCGUGGCAGACAUAUAUACAAGUUGUAUAGUCAAAGUGCAUAUCGCAGAGAAAUGGCUAUGGUGGAUACAGAGGUCAUUGUGAAGGAACUGAGGGACACGUACGCGAGUGGGAAGACGAAGAAGUACGAGUGGAGAGUGUCGCAGUUGAAAGCUCUGUUAAAGAUUGCUGAACAUCAUGAAAAGGAGAUUGUUGAUGCUCUUAAUUCUGACCUCUCUAAACCUGAACUCGAAGCCUUCGUUCACGAGAUUUCUAUGAUGAAAUCAGCGUGUAAGCUUGCAUUGAAGGAACUAAAACGGUGGAUGAAACCGGAAAAAGUCAAAGCUUCAUUAACCACGUUUCCUUCAUCAGCUGAAAUAGUUCCGGAACCCCUCGGUGUUGUAUUGGUCAUAUCAGCGUGGAACUAUCCGUUCUUGUUAUCCCUUGAUCCAGUGAUCGGAGCUAUUGCUGCUGGUAAUGCUGUAGUUCUGAAACCAUCAGAAGUAGCCCCAGCUACAUCUUCAUUGCUGGCAAAACUUUUGGGGCAGUAUAUGGAUGCGACUGCUAUUAGAGUUGUAGAAGGCGCAGUACCCGAGACAACUGCAUUACUGGAGCAAAAAUGGGAUAAGAUACUCUAUACAGGAAACGGAAAAGUUGGACGGAUUGUGAUGGCGGCUGCUGCAAAGCACCUGACACCUGUGGUUUUGGAGCUGGGUGGAAAAUCUCCAGUUGUUGUUGAUUCAAACAUCAAUUUCAAGGUUGCAGUAAGGCGUAUUAUUGCUGGCAAGUGGGGCUGCAACAACGGACAAGCGUGCAUCUCUCCUGAUUAUAUAGUCACUACCAAAGAGAAUGUGCCAAAAUUGCUAGAUGCUAUGAAACUUGAAUUGGAGAAUUUCUACGGGAAGGAUCCACUAAAAUCAGGAGAUCUGUCUCGCAUUGUGAAUGCUAACCACUUUCAUCGACUAUCAAAGUUACUGGAUGAUAAUAAGGUUGUUGAUAAGGUAGUUCAUGGAGGUCAAAGAGAUGAAAAUAACUUAAAGAUUGCUCCUACAAUUCUUCUGGAUGUCCCGGAAGAUUCUUUAAUCAUGAAGGAGGAAAUAUUUGGUCCUUUACUUCCUAUCAUCACGGUCAAUAAAGUGGAGGAUGCAAUACACUUCAUUAAUGCCAGAGAAAAGCCACUUGCAGCAUAUCUGUUCACAAACAAGAAGAAACUGGUGGAGGAGUUCAUCAUGAAUAUAUCAGCAGGCGGUCUGCUGAUCAAUGACACCACUUUACAUCUUGCGAUUUCCUCUCUUCCAUUUGGAGGAGUCGGGGAAAGUGGAAUGGGUUCAUACCAUGGUAGAUUCUCAUUUGAAGCUUUCAGCCACAAGAAGGCAGUUCUGCGCCGCAGUUUUGGCGGGGAAGUAGCUGCGAGAUAUCCACCUUAUACACCUGGAAAGACGCGAUUUCUCAAAGCCCUGUUAAAUGGCAAUAUACUCGGGCUCAUUCGUGCUCUGUUUGGGUGGUAAAUGUUCAUUUAAAAUUUGAAGCUCGGAUUUUCUGGUCUGAGCCCACUGCCGUUCUUAUAGCUUUCCAGUCGCUGGAUAUUAUCCUAGAAGUAGGUGAUCACAGUGUUUCCACCUGGAGGCAUAAACAUGUUCAAGUCACUUCUUUUAUUAAAUUUCAUAUAUCCGGGAAGUUACUACAUAUUUAUUUUUCUUGUAUAAAUGUUAACAUUGUUUAAUUAUUAUCAAUAAUAGAGUUUUAGUUGUUAAA
Lycium barbarum (goji berry) is the source of this 1919-nucleotide messenger RNA. Its product is annotated as aldehyde dehydrogenase. NCBI's taxonomy places the organism in Eukaryota, Viridiplantae, Streptophyta, Magnoliopsida, Solanales, Solanaceae. Gene Ontology annotation, cellular component: cytoplasm. The transcript is spliced from 10 exons. Gene Ontology annotation, biological process: aldehyde metabolic process. Gene Ontology annotation, molecular function: aldehyde dehydrogenase (NAD+) activity. The coding region runs from base 239 to 1672 and encodes 477 amino acids. The record is from RefSeq and is a predicted model, not a curated record.